AUGGGUUGCCAAAAUUCUAUAAUUCCUUUAGAAGAUUAAAAUAAGAAGUAUGAAGCUAAUUUAUGAAGUAAUAAUAGGAAGUAAUGCUGUUUUUGUAAAGAAUAGAAUUAAAAUUUGGUGAAAUUAAAAUGCAAUCAUUAUUAUCAUAUACAUUGUCUAAUAAAAAAAAGAAUGAAUUCAUAUAAUUGUAUUUGUAACAAAUCUAUUCGUUAACUAAAUAAGAUUGAUGUUAGAAUUCAUAUAUUAUUUCUAUAAUAAUAAGUUCAGAUGUUAUUUUAAAAGAAUUCUAAUUAGAAGAAUUAAUUAUAUCAAUUUGUUAGCUGCCCUAAUAGAUAAUGUACUUUCUAUUUUAUUUAUGAUUCAAAAUUAAAUGUUAAUCAAAGCAUCAAUUUUUAUUGUAUUGAAUGUAAUAGCUUUCGUUAAUAUUAUGAAUAACUUAUUAAUAAUAAUGAUAGAAAAUUAUAAGUUCUUAAUUAGAUCCAAUAAACAAAUCAAAUAUAAAUAAUAAAAUAAUAAUCAUCUGAUUAAUUACAAAAAAAUAAUUAGUAAAAAUUAAAUCAUCAUAAAGAAUAAUUAGAAAAAAAAUAUUAAUAACAAUUACUUAGAAUCAUUGAAUCUAAAAAAUUAUAAAUUAAAUUUUGCAAUAAUAAUUGUGGAUUCAUGUAUGUAGAAAAUAAUACUUAUGAUAUUAGUGAUAAUCUCUGUUAAAAUUGUAAUUUCUGUUAUUAAUGUGAUGGUAAACUUUUCUAAGAUUUUGUACAAAUUAAAAAAUGCAAUCAUUAUUUUCAUAUCUUAUGUACUUUUAAUUUAGUUGAUCCUAAUAAUAUUUAAUCAUUAAAAUGUUAUUGUGAUUAAAAGAUAGAUGAUGAUGAAACCAAAAUUUAAUUAAAUAUUAUAUGUAUGAUUUGUGGUCAAUAUGAUCCAAAUUUAAAGUAAUUGGAUUGUCAACAUUAUGUACAUUUGAAUUGCAUUUCAAAUAAUUCAAUCAAAUUUAGUAGUUUUAUGUGUUACAUUUGUGAAAUACCAAUUCUCAAUUUCUUAGAAAAUCAUCAAUAAAUUCAUGAGAAUCUAAAAUUAAAAAAUCUUGAAAGAAUCAUUUAAUAAAUUGAAAAAGAAUGUUAUAUAUGUCUUAUCUAAUCUUCAGAAGAUCUUAUUAAUACUAAAUGCAAUCACAAAGUUCAUUUAUCAUGUUUAAGAAAAAGAUAUUAAAAAAUAAAAGGCCAAGGAGACUAAUAACUAAAAUGCUUAUGUGGAUAAUCAAAUUUAUAAUUGAUUUCAGAUUAAAAACUGAUUUAUUAUUGA
Messenger RNA from Paramecium pentaurelia, 1302 nucleotides. NCBI's taxonomy places the organism in Eukaryota, Ciliophora, Oligohymenophorea, Peniculida, Parameciidae. The record is from the annotation of a GenBank genome assembly.